GUCUAUCUGACAUCUGCUGGCGUGCCGGCAUCCACAGGCGUCCACUGUCUCUACGGGCGUCUUGGAGCGUGUAUAAUCAAGUGCGAAUUUCUGAUUAUUACUCGAUAAUUCGAGUAUAUUGCACAAAAAUAUAUGAAAUAUUCUCAAGCGUGAAAUACAAAAUAUACAACUGAUUUGCUUCGAUGGGCUAUUAACUGCAUCUUCAUGUCUCGGUUAUGUAAUGCCAUUGGGUAACGGCAUCACGGCGCGGACGAGAAAAGUGUCAUUCGACGUGAAGGGUAGAUCGGCUUCUCGAUGUUGCGUUCCGCAGGAGAAUCAAUUUUUGACGAUAGCGGCUGCCUUGCCAGUUUUGCCAGGUGCACCAGUACCACCGAAGCUGUCAAAGCGUUCUUGCAAUUCGUCCAGUUGUGCCGGGACCCAAUUUGAGAUUGGACAUGAGGCUGAAAGGUGCGAUAUGGUUACGUUGCAAUGGGCGGGAGAAACAAGGACGAUCGUGGCAUCGAGAACUCCCGCCGAACGAGAAAAGAACCCUGACAGAAUAUGUCUGGACAGGCGAGGUCUAACGAUAUUCCCCAACGUGAUCGGAGAGCCAAAAUUGAGAUUAAUGUCCCUUCAGCAUAAUCUUUUAACCAAGAUUGAGAGUACAAAUUUCUCUCAACUAACAAAGCUCGUAUUUCUCGAUUUAUAUGACAAUCAAAUUGAAAAAAUAUGCAGCCUCGACUCUUUGGAUAAUCUAAGAGUGCUGUUGAUCGGGAAGAAUCGAAUAAAGAAGAUUGAAGGCUUGAAGCAACUUGGCAAACUAGAAGUAUUGGACCUGCAUGGUAAUCAAAUCCACCAAAUCACCGGGUUGGAGGGUCUGUCGUCUUUAAAAGUACUCAAUUUAGCUGGAAAUAAUAUCAAGACUGUGGGUUAUAACGACUUUCAAGGUCUGACUCUGUUAAAAGAGUUGAAUCUGCGUCGGAACAAGUUGAAAAAAUUGUUAGGAUUUGAUGAAAUGCCACAAUUGCAAAAAUUAUAUUUGAGUAACAAUGAUAUCCACAGAAUCGAGGAUAUGAGUAGCCUCGCGAAAGCUCUACAAAUUAAAGAACUAACAAUAGAUGGCAAUCCAGUCACCUUAAGCACCGAUUACAUCUCCUUCCUCGUGUCAUACUUGCCAAAUUUACAACUUUUAUCGACGAUGCAAAUUAACGAACAAAUUCGAAGAACAGCGAUGGCCUGGAGAUUUUCCAAGGAACAGUCCAAUUCGGCAUUUCUUGAUCUCAGUACGCAGGUUUGCAUGAACUUGCGCAGAGAUGAAGCGAUAUCGAACGCUAAAACAAAUUGGGAACUUUUCCGCUCCGGAAGCAAGAUCUCUAACAGCAAGCUCGGCGGCCCUAAUAAAACAGCGGGCAAUAACAGAGGCAGCAAUAUUAAUAUACUACACGCGCAAAAUGCAAAUAAAUUUAACGCCGCAAAUUCACAGUCCUUGGAUAAAGCUAAGAUGAAAAGCUUCGGCAGCCUGACGUCGAUAAACGAAAAUGUGGAAGCGAAAAAGAUACAUAUAAAAAAGAGAAGCAACUCCAGUGACAAUUUGUUUCGACUGGAAGACACAUCCAAGUCGUAUCCAUUGGAAUUUAAACUGCCGCCUAUAUUAGAUUCGAUAGUAAAUAGUUUAACGAGCAACAAAAUCGAGAAUGGUUUAUCCAACGACAAUAAGAAAGACGCUUACAAAGCGAAAGCGCUCGAUGGGGAUACGUCGAACAGCGAAUCGGACAGUUCCGAGAGCCAUGAAAGUUUAAAGACCGGUCUGAGAGAUCAUUUGUUUACUUCCAACACUUGCGGCUCAUCUGUAGAUAUCAGUAAAUCCACCAUCUGCAAAAAGUUUACCACAGCGAAGGAUUUUAAUGCCAACGGGGAUGAUGAGAAUCGCGUACGCGAGGAGAUGCCUCCUCCAUCAGGAGGAUCAGGACGUUUCGAAGCUGCAAUGAACGAGAACAGAAUCACGGACGAUAGAUCGAUGCGAAAUACAAGAGUCUCGCACAAUCAGGACGGACAGAGCGAUUGCCAAUCGAAGUCGACCGUAAGCUCCUCUGGAUAUUGUUCCUUGAGCUCAAAGACUAACAGUUUCGAUAGUUGUAAGUCAUUGUUGAGCGAUUCCAGCACCUCGUCGAUUCCCAAGAGCAUAGUUGACAAAAAAUCUCACGAGUAUGAAAGGGAUAAUGGUAGAGUCAAGAGUGCUCAAGUGAAAAAGUUGGUGUAUUACAAGAGCAACAGAGCUGCAACGGCCAGGGCGAAAUUUCGAGCCCUCGCGCCGCCAAGUCCGCCUCCCCGACCGGCGAGAGUACCACCUAAAGAGAGAGAACAGGGCGGGGAUUAUUUAAUAGAGAUUGUUGGUCGAUGCCUGAGCAUUAACGGUCAAGGUGCUUUACGCUUUAUAGAUAGGGCCUGGGACACGUCAAAGGCUCAAGAUGUCAACCUCGUGAAAUUUAAUUACGUACAGUUUAACGACGUGGCGAGAAUACUCAGCAAACUGAAAAACAGGUUUCCGCAUGCGGAACAUUUUGUAUUUGAAGAAACCAACAUUAGUCUGCUCGGUCAAUUGAACGCUUUAGCCGAGGUGCAGGGAUUGACCAGUAUACAGAUAGACGCAGGGAAUCCUGUCGUGUCGAAAGAUUGGAAAAUGUACGCUAUAUUUCGAUUAGCUCAUUGGGGACUCGUGGUUAUCAAUGGCAAGGAGGUAGUCGACUCGAAAGCGAUUACAGCCGAGGAAGUCGAACUCGCGAAUCAGGAGUAUGCCGGCCUGGUAGAUGUAGUAAUGCGUUCACUGCCAGAUUCUUUGUUGCAACCUCUGUUACAGAGGCUUCAUUUAGAAAAAGUGCAAAGACAAAGCGGGGAACAGGUCACUGCCAAACAAUUUCUGUUCAACUGUGAUCCGGCACUUCGAAGCGUCGUCGCCAAGGAAGCGUUGCAGUGGAGAAAGGGAAGCGUAACACAGGAAGAUCUCAUAUGGAGGCACAAAGGAAAAGUCCACUUGUUGAAUUUGAUUAAUCUCACUGUAAAUGCCAUACGAAAGUUACAAGUCCUCGAGAAGCAGUGGACGUACAUUCUCUACGAGAUUAUUUCCGAUACUCUGUCGGACUUCUCCGAGAUGGACGUUUACAUGAAACGUUGCAGCGAGACACUCGAAAAUGAUACCUAAUGUUACAUUCGUCUCGACUUUGAAUCAUCUGAAAUCUGAUAAUCCAAUGAGCGGUAUCACGCGGGAUCUCUGAUGAAGACCAUACAAUGUACAUACAACAAUAACAAUAGCGGCAACAGCAGCAGCAAUACAAAAAACGAGGAGAAAUUUGCGCAUCGUUAUUGUCAUAGAUGUAAUAUAUUUGAUCAUGUUGAUUAUGCUAAUACUAAUUGAUAGAGAACAAUAAACCCUGCAUAAGCAUGGCA
Molecule: messenger RNA, 3423 nt
Organism: Ooceraea biroi (clonal raider ant)
Lineage: Eukaryota; Metazoa; Arthropoda; Insecta; Hymenoptera; Formicidae
Product: leucine-rich repeat-containing protein 49
Molecular function (GO): protein binding
Source: RefSeq, a predicted model, not a curated record